UGAGAGUAAUUUCGAUUUGCCGCCCGGAUAUGCCUAGACAAUCCAAUCGCAGAGCCAGAAAGUCGCCAAAUCGAAUCGCUAAGAAACGUAUCGAGCUCUUCAGCCGACGGAAGCCUAGAACCGCCGACAGGCUUCCGAAUAGUCGAGUGAUCAGUCCAAGGAGUCACAGCGGAGAGAAUGCGACUCGUAAAAAGUCGGAUUAUGCUGCCAUGAUCAUCGUCAUUGGCGUCGGGUUGCUCGUGCUCUUCAGUUUCAUUGUGAUGGCUUGGGUUGCGGCUCCGAAGGCGAUAGUCGACGACAGCCCGAAUUCUACGGCAAACUGGUGCCUGGAGAACUACAUCCGAGAAGUCAUUCCGAGCGACUUUGAAGUCAGCUUGAACUACUCCCGGGUGGCUCGAUUCUUCGGGGCGGAAAGAUUCGCCGUGAACAGUUUCGUUCAUUUAGAAGUGAAGUGGGAGUCAGCGUAUUCGUUCUCGAGUCAAGAACCAUUCCUCGCCUUCGUCCAUCCGGGUCUGGCUUCGAGUUUCGCCUUCGUUGUAAACCCUCACACGAAACAGUUCAAAACCCUGAACGUCGAUCCUAGUCCAUUACGGUUCAUAACCCAGUUAAGGGAGCGACAGGGCCGCCUGGAGGGUGAGACCACGAUUCCAAUGAAGAACUCAACAUCUGGACCAUUCACGAUCGCUGUGUCGAUGAAGAUGGACUACAGACACGGGGUCCUCUCCCUCGAAUUUUUCCAAGACCACGACGGUAUGGUUCAGGACAGGCGUUUGCUUACGAAGCGCUACGAGAUUGCUCCGAUUCGACCUAUGCCGAGGAUGACUCCCAUUCUGUAUGUCGCUAAUGGCGUGAAGACGAACAAUACUUACCCCGGCAAGCUUCUCAUCACGUAUCGGAAUAUCGGUUGCAAUGUUCACCAAAGAGAUUCCCUCGAAGGGCGAGCGGUCUUCAAGCAAAUCUGCAGAUCCCGGGUGCCACGUCGAUUCUACGUCUGUGCCUUGGGCGAGAACAUACCGUGA
Galendromus occidentalis (western predatory mite) is the source of this 1019-nucleotide messenger RNA. RefSeq lists its product as uncharacterized. The coding region runs from base 30 to 1019 and encodes 329 amino acids. The transcript is spliced from 6 exons. The record is from RefSeq and is a predicted model, not a curated record. NCBI's taxonomy places the organism in Eukaryota, Metazoa, Arthropoda, Arachnida, Mesostigmata, Phytoseiidae.